Messenger RNA from Arachis stenosperma, 1202 nucleotides. Its product is annotated as AT-hook motif nuclear-localized protein 20-like. Gene Ontology annotation, molecular function: DNA-binding transcription factor activity; minor groove of adenine-thymine-rich DNA binding. The record is from RefSeq and is a predicted model, not a curated record. Lineage: Eukaryota; Viridiplantae; Streptophyta; Magnoliopsida; Fabales; Fabaceae. Bases 1 to 933 code for a protein of 310 amino acids. Gene Ontology annotation, cellular component: nucleus. The transcript has 2 exons.
AUGAGAAUUGAAGCUGCUUGGAAAAAAAACCUAGCUAGAAAGCUGGCUAAUCCUUGGUGGACCGGAACCCAGGUGGGGUUAUCUGGGGUUGACCCAGGAAACCAUUCACCUGGCUUAAGCAGCAAGGGGCACACCGACAGAGCCCCCACAGUUGAAGAUGAAGAUAAUAGGGAUAACGGAUCAGAUGAACCAAGAGAAGGUGCAGUCGAAGUUGGAACCCGAAGACCCAGAGGUAGGCCUCCGGGUUCCAAGAACAAGCCUAAACCACCCAUCUUCGUCACAAGGGAUAGCCCCAAUGCCCUCCGGAGCCACGUCAUGGAGAUAGCAGGUGGUGCUGACGUGGCGGAGAGCGUCGCGCAGUUCGCCAGGAGGCGACAACGCGGAGUUUGUGUGCUCAGUGGGAGUGGAUCGGUUGCCAAUGUUACCAUCCGACAACCUACGGCGCCAGGCGCGGUAGUCCUUCAUGGAAGGUUCGAGAUCUUAUCUUUAACAGGAGCGUUUUUACCUGGCCCUGCCCCUCCUGGGUCCACGGGUUUAACCGUGUACCUGGCCGGCGGACAAGGUCAGGUUAUUGGAGGGAGUGUUGUUGGGUCACUCGUGGCUGUUGGGCCUGUUAUGGUCAUUGCGGCCACAUUUGCUAAUGCUACCUAUGAGAGGCUCCCACUUGAUGAGGAAGAUGAAGGGCCUAGCGGUGGUGGUGGUGGUGGUAGCAGUGGUGGUACUGGAGGAGGUGCAGGUGGUGGUGGAUCUCCACCACCACAGCCUCUUCCAGGGAUCGGAGGUAGUGGAGGCCAUCAUUCGCUACACGCGGGUGGUGGCCUUCCCGAUCCAACAUCACUCCCUUUGUAUAACAUGCCACCUAAUUUGAUGCCUAAUGGAGGGCAGGUAGGGCAUGAGGCUUAUCCUUGGCCUCAUGGACGACCACCUUAUUGAAUUGGAUUAUAAUUUGUGAUGAAUUGAAGGAGAGAAGCUAAGGUGUUAGAGAUGUGUGAUCAAAUCAAGGUUACCUUCAAAUGAUUUCGUUGUUCGUCUCUUUUGUUGUUUCUAGCUUGAAGACUUUGUUUGAAGGAUAGGAAUUAAUUAAUGGGCAAAGAUUUGAAAGGUUAGAGUACUAAUUAUAUAUAGUUGUGAAGAACUGUGAGAUGGAGGCAAGUAAUGUUUAUUUUAUCAAUGUAUAUGGAUCAUGAAGCUUCUUUUUUUUC